AUACAACUGAGUGCCUGACAUGAAACGACGAGUGCAAUGAGUGAAGGCAUUACAGUGGAGCUUAUGCAGUUACGUCCGCGCUCACUCCAAGCACGCGUCUCUUCCAACACAAACCAUCAUAGACAAAGAAAGAACUGAUACUCAUCUGUUUCGUCAUAGAGAGAUGGUCAGUGCCGGUACUUUGACGGUCGGGCUUCUGAUCUUUGGUCCAUUCGCUUUGAGAAAGUAUGUCGAUUGGCAAGCACAACGAAAACAGAACCGUCAACAAUCUUCUUCACAGCAUCAUUAUCAUCGGUUACCAAUCCAACAAAUCACUCGGUUACCUUUACCGUUGACUUUACCAAGCAAUGCACUGAUCACGUUUGCAUUCCUGCUUUUGUUGGCUUAUCACUCUUCCACUCUGCUGUUGACCUCUCGAUACGCAUUGAGGACGGAUAUAUUCCUUUUGUUAAACAGGAGUGUAAAUACACCUAGCGCAGUAUUGGCGACAUUGCUAGAAACCUUUCCAAGACAUAAAUUCGGAUGGAGAUCGACAUGGACACAAGAAGGACUCACUACACUCAUUAGACGUUUGAGCAGUCUUGAUGGAAGAAAGUUGCAUCUGUUGCUCGGCAUUGAUCCUUUCAUCAGCUGUACCUUUUGUGAUUCAAGUCGCGAUUACCUCUACUUCAGUCUGGCAACCCGAAUCAUGCAAUACGGCGUCGACCUUUUCUUAUUGGGCAUUCUGACUUUGCGAUUUGAUGCAUUGAACACUUUUGAUGAUGUGGUUCUGCUAAUAGUCGACUCGAUACAAAUGAAGGAUACAAGUGCGGCUAGCAACAAUGGAAGUGAUGGCAGUCGACUUCGUCCACAUCGACAUCAAUGGCGAAAGGUGGUAAAGUACUUUAUAGCCAUUUGUGCUUUAUGCGAGAUUGCAAUCUUGAGUGGAUUUUACGAGAUUGGUUUAGGUAAAGGCAGAUGGAGUCAUUGGUACGCAAACAGGAAUAUCGUUUGGCAUGGUUCUAUGCUAUUUUUGUCGUGUAUAAUCUUUGUUUCACCACGUACGCCACAUGUUCCAGCACUUCUACAAAUUGCACAAUCCUUGCAUAGAACAGAACUCCUACAACAAGACUUGAGGGCUAAUCUGCAAGCCGCUCAUUUGACCUCACAAAUCGUUUGGCAAGAUGAACAUAUGCGUGAAAAGAUGAUUGACUUUUAUGAUCGAUUCAAUGAAGGUGAAUUGGAUGAUGUUGAUGGAGAGGGUACAGAUGAAAUGGUGGAAAGAUUGGCAAUACAUGCUCAAGCAGCCCGUGUUGAUGUCGCUCAAUUACGUGCACAAUCAAAGCAAGCCGCACAUGCUAUAUGGUCUAAUUCUGAAACGGUUUGGCAAGAUGAGCCAUCUAUACAUACAUCUACAAUCGCUUCUCCAGUCUCGUCUCAUGCACCUUCAAGCGCAACUACCUGACAAGCAUAGAUUCACACUGUUGUAUUUUACUCAAAGAAAACAAU
Messenger RNA from Meira miltonrushii, 1488 nucleotides. RefSeq lists its product as uncharacterized. The coding region runs from base 164 to 1444 and encodes 426 amino acids. The transcript has a single exon. The record is from RefSeq and is a predicted model, not a curated record. NCBI's taxonomy places the organism in Eukaryota, Fungi, Basidiomycota, Exobasidiomycetes, Exobasidiales, Brachybasidiaceae.